UAGUUAAUUCAUUAUCAGCAUCUAGGUAUGUAUAUCUAUGGAAUAAUAAUAUAUACCAUGCAACAAAAUAAUACAUACCAUGACAAAUAUAUAUGUAUAUUAAAUUCUAGUUUUAUGCUACUUUAAACACAAACAUAUUGCGCCAAGUUUUCACAAAGGUUGAAAAAAACCCUCAUAUAAACCAGCUGGACACAAUCAGGUAACAAGGAAAUGACAGAACAUGGGGAAGAGACAGGACCAAAACCAAAUUCUUGUCACCAUGACAACUGCAACAUAAAGGGGGAUCUAUGACAGUUUUCAUACGUUGUUUUUAAUUAGAUAUCAGAAAAAAAGUUCCAGAUCACCUGAACCCAGUGGUGUGUCUAUGAAGAGUGACAAGUCAAUAGAGUUUCCAAUAACGUUUCAAGGGGAAGAGCAAAAAAGAUUAAUUGGGCAUUCUGAACGAUUGGAGUCUGUGUCACAGCUUCUAGUGAUGGAGAACAAAGAGCAUCAGAGCAGUACCAAAGAACUGGGCUCAUGGAAGCAAAAAUUCAAAUCCAAACUGCAGAAUAAAUUUCAGAUGAUUAAUGAGGGAAUUCCACUGUAUGGAAAUUUAAGACCUCUGAAUGAGAUUUACACAGACCCCUACAUCACAUCAGAUUGUGAGUGUGGACACGUCAAUGAUGAACAUGAGGUCAGACGUAUUGAAAAGGCUUGCAGGAGACUACUAACAGAGGAGUCCAUCAAUUGUAAUGACAUAUUUAAACCUUUACCUGGAGAUGAGAAACCCAUCAGAACUGUGCUAACAGAAGGCAUUGCUGGAAUUGGGAAAACAGUGUCUGUGCAGAAGUUUGUUCUGGACUGGGCUGAAGGAAAAGCAAAUCAGGAUUUGGAUUUCAUUUUUCCAUUUAACUUUAGGGAGUUGAAUUUUAAGAAGAAAGAAAAUCUCAGUUUGUUGGAGCUUCUCCACUGUUUCUUCCCAGAAACCAAAGAACUUAAACUAGACUAUAAUCACUACAGAGUCAUGUUCAUCUUUGAUGGACUGGAUGAGUCUCGUUUUUCUCUCGAUUUCCUAAGCAGCAAAAGGUUGACAGAUCUAACAGAGUCAGCUUCAGUAGACGUACUCUUAACAAACCUAAUUAAAGGGUAUCUUCUUCCAUCUGCAUUCCUCUUGAUAACAUCUCGGCCGGCAGCCUCCGGUCAGAUUCCUACUGAUUAUAUUGACAAAGUAACAGAGGUACGAGGUUUCAAUGACCCUCAGAAAGACGAGUACUUCAGAAAAAGAAUCAGUGAUCAAACCCUGGCUGAUAAAAUCAUCACACACCUGAAGUCAUCACGAAGUCUUUACAUUAUGUGCCACAUGCCAGUCUUCUGUUGGAUUGCAGCGACUGUUCUCGAGGGAAUGUUCAGCGAAGCAGAAACUGGAGAGGUCCCCAAGACCCUGACUCAAAUGUUCACACAUUUCCUGAUCUUACAGAUCAAACAUAUAUCCAUAAAGUACAAAAAACCUGAAAUGGAUCCUAGACAGAUUGCAAACAUUCUACUAAAACUGGGAAAGCUGGCAUUCCAGCAGCUGGAGAAAGGAAACCUGAUCUUCUACGAGGAGGACAUCACUGAGUGUGGAAUUGAUGUCCAAGAGGCCACGGUGUACUCAAGAGUUUGUACUCAGAUCUUUAUCGAGGAAGUCAUUUCACAUCUGGGGAAGCUGUACAGCUUUGUGCAUCUGAGUGUUCAGGAGCAUCUUGCUGCUGUGUAUGCAUUUCUCUCAUGUAUCAACGGAAACCUCUCAAAACAACAAACCCCUAGAAUCUUCGACCUCUCCAGCAAGGCAACACUGUUAGACCUUCUAAAGGCAGCAGUAGACAAGGCCUUACAGAAUAAGAACGGACAUCUGGACCUUUUCCUCCGCUUCCUUACGGGUCUCUCACUGGAGUCCAAUUCAGUUCUCUUACAAGACCAACUGACCGAGACAGGACGCAGCUCUCUGAGCAAACAUGCUGCUGUCACAAACAAGGAAAUAACCACAUACAUCAGGAAGAAGAUCAAGAAGAAGCCAUCAGCAUGCAAAUCCAUCAAUCUGUUCCAUUGUCUGAAUGAACUGAAUGACCAGUCUCUGGUACAGGAAGUCCAAACCUUUUUGAGAAAAACAGCAGAUCAUCGCCUGCAAGGAGUCAGACUUUCUCGAGUUCAGUGGUCAGCUCUGGUUUUUCUGUUGCUGAACUCAGAAAAGGAGCUGGAAGAGUUCAACCUACAGAAAUAUGCAGCAUCAGAUGAGUGUUUGAUGAAACUACACCCAGUUGUCACAGCAUCCAGAAAAGCUCUGCUGUGUGGUAGUAAUCUCUCAGAUAAAAGCUGUAAAGUUCUGGCAGAAGUUCUCAGCUCAGUCUCUUCAUGUCUGAGAGAGCUGGACCUGAGUGAUAAUAAACUGCAGGAUUCAGGAGUCAAACUGCUUUCUGUUGGGUUGAAGAGUCCACACUGUAAACUGGAGAUCCUAAGGUUGCGUAACUGUAACAUUACAGAAGAAGGCUGUGUGGCUCUUACUGAGGCUCUGAGGUCAAAUUCACACCUGACAGAGCUCGAUCUGAGAGAUAAUGAUUUAGGAGAACAGGGAGUGAAGCUGCUCUCUGAUAUAAAGGAGGAUGAAAAGUUCACACUGGAGAAGUUGGAAAUCUGAAUCUACAGAAUCCACACCUGACCUGCUGUAAGGAUGAAAUCAUGUACAGAUACCAGCUAACAAAACAUGAUCUUUUGGCUGUUCAAUAUUAGCUUUUUUUACUAUCAGCUAAUUAUAUAUCUAAUCAGGAGAGGUAUUUUCUACUUUUUAGCUAAGAAAACUUUAUUUAGCGAAAAGAGAGACAGAGGUAAUGCACCAGUUUGAUUAUAAAAUAAUGGACCAAUCUCAUGUGAUUCUUUACACUACAUAGGAUGAAGUACUACAUUCGUAUCAUACAUUAUAUAGUGCGGUUAUAUAGCAAAUAAGGAGCUGUAUCCCACCUCGCUCCCUAAUAGACACAUCUAUUAUCUCUGGAUUUUAUUAAUAUCUACUUAAUUGAGAUAUCUCUGUACGACAUAAAAUGUUAUAAUGUUUGUCUGUGAGGGUAGAUUAAUAUCUAUUUCAAAAUUCUGUCACUGUAAUAUGUUUCAGUUCAUGUUUAUGUAAGCAUGUUUAUGUAAGAGUUUUGUGUGUUGUACUUUAUUUUUCAGGGUUAGUAUGUUUGAAUGGUGGGUGUAGAAUUUAACAGACAGGACAGUCAAUGAGAACAACAGACAAGACAGGACAGCAGACGCGACAUGGACAUUGUGCAAGCCAGGACGGUGGGUUGAGAGGUGGGGGGGAAUGGGGGGUGGUAUGGGAGGAGUGUACAAAGAGAAGUUGUUGGAGUGUCGGUGUGUUAAUUAAUAUGUAUAACAGAAUGUUGUGUGUAUGUGUGUGUAAUUUAGCUGCAUGUGUUUGUGAGCAUUGUUCUUGAGAUGUGUGGUAUGGCUUUGAUUAUGUGGUUUGUCUGUAGGGACUGCAUUGCUAGAGAUUGUGAGGUGAUUCCCUGGUGUAUGUAGGUAAUGAGUGGUGUCCAAAUAGAGUCAAAUUUGGUAGCUUUAGUUUUGAUCGAGGCAGAGAUUUUUUCCAUUGUUAAGUAGUUGAUUAUUAGGUUUUUAUAAUGGGUGAUAUUAAUGUUAUUCUUUGAUUUAGAGUCUGUUAGUAUGGUUUUCUUGUCGAUGGUCAGCGCUGUAAGAAGAACUGUUUUGUAUUUUCCUGUUGAUCUCAGAUGUAUCUUUGAGUAAGCAGAUUGAAGGGAAGAGUGGGAUGAUGUGAUUUAGAAAAUGAGAUUUUUCCUUAGUGAUUUGAUCCCAGACAUUCUUAACUGCCCAUAUGGCAUGUAUGUAAUCGUCUGGUGUAUUUUACUGAAAUUAUAGUUUUAUCAAAUUUCCACCCAGCUGUUAAAGUCCCUGCAAUCGUUGGGCUUUUGAAGCAGGAAUAGCAUUUGAUUGCUGUGCUGAUGAUGUAUAUCCAAGAUUCUGAUUGCUUUGCAUAGUCCCUGUUCUGCAUCUAGCCAUAUCUCAUUAAUCUGACAGGGUUUUAUCCAUUUGAUUAUAUAUUGGAGUUGGUUAGCGAGUUAGUUGAAAGUUUGAAAGUUUGGGGCAUCAAGUCGUCCAUAAUGUUUGUGUCUUUGUAAAGUAGUUAAUUUGAUUCUAGGAGGUUUGUUUUUCCAAUUAAAUUUUAAAAUAAUGGAAUUGAGGGAUUUGAACCAGGAAGGGGGGGGGGGGGGUUGAGCAGGGAUCAUUGAAAAUGAUGCUAUUCUGCCAAUGAGAGAGAGGAGAAGGUUUAUCCAGGGUUGGAGAUCAUUAUUUAUGGUGUUUGAUAAUGGGAUAAAAUUGAGUUUAUGCAGGUCUGACAGCUUGGCAGAGAUCUUUGAAACCAAGAUAAGUGAUGUAGUGAGUGCAUAUGGGGAUAGGUAGAAAUUGAACAGUUGAGUAGUGAACAAUUGCCUUGUAUAGUAGUGAACAAUUAACUUGUAUAGUAGUGAACAAUUACCUUGUAUGGUAGUGAAGAGUUCAGGUAAUAAAUUAAACCUGAACUCUUCACUACCAUACAAGUCAAUUGUACAUGGCUAUACAAGGAAAUUGUUCGCUACUAUACAAGGCAAUUGUUCGCUACUAUACAAGGCAGUUGUUCGCUACUAUACAAGGCAAUUGUUCACUACUAUACAAGGCAAUUGUAUGCUACUAUACAAGGCAGUUGUUCACUACUAUACAAGGCAAUUGUUCACUACUAUACAAGGCAAUUGUAUGCUACUAUACAAGGCAAUUGUUCACUACUAUACAAGGCAAUUGUUCACUACUAUACAAGGCAAUUGUUCACUACUAUACAAGGAAAUUGUUUGCUACUAUACAAGGCAAUUGUGCACUACAAGGAAAUUGUAUGCUAUUAUAUAUCUAAAUGGGCCCUUUUCACACCAAAAACAGAAGUUCUUAGAUGCAGGAUAAAAUGAGUUCCAGUAAACUACUUGUCUACCAUUGAAACAGUGGUGUUAUCACCUUCACUCACAAUGAAAAGAUUUUUCACCUCAUAUUUGUCUAUGCUGCUGAGAUAAAACUUCAUAGAUGUGUCCCUAACUUGGAGAGAACGCUGAGAACUCAGCAACAAAGGUUUACACACUGAAUAAAUGAUAUGAAUUCUUUGUGGAAGAAUUCAUUCCCAGUCAUCAGGGUAAAGUUGUGGAUAGAUGAACACUAAGACCUAGCAUUUUGCUAGCUGUAUUUGUAGCUAAUUAAGAGGUAGCACUAGUAGUGAGAUUGAUAACUGUUUGUUUGUUCAGUUUACCAGUUAAUGAAGUUCAAUAAAGAACUGCACGAUCUUAAGACUAAAC
Messenger RNA from Ictalurus furcatus (blue catfish), 5345 nucleotides. Its product is annotated as NACHT, LRR and PYD domains-containing protein 3. The transcript has 7 exons. NCBI's taxonomy places the organism in Eukaryota, Metazoa, Chordata, Actinopteri, Siluriformes, Ictaluridae. Gene Ontology annotation, molecular function: protein binding. The record is from RefSeq and is a predicted model, not a curated record. Bases 365 to 2653 code for a protein of 762 amino acids.